Molecule: messenger RNA, 576 nt
Organism: Thalassophryne amazonica
Lineage: Eukaryota; Metazoa; Chordata; Actinopteri; Batrachoidiformes; Batrachoididae
Gene: rpa3
Product: replication protein A3
Exons: 4
Coding region: 64-429 (121 amino acids)
Biological process (GO): mismatch repair; nucleotide-excision repair; double-strand break repair via homologous recombination
Cellular component (GO): DNA replication factor A complex; site of double-strand break; nucleus
Molecular function (GO): single-stranded DNA binding; damaged DNA binding
Source: RefSeq, a predicted model, not a curated record
UGAGGAUAUGAGUGAUCAGAUUCGUCCCGCGCUUUGCCGCCUUGUCGCAGCAGUAAACUGAAGAUGUCCGGCAUCGUGGAUCUGCCUAAACCCAGAAUAAAUGUCUCCAUGUUGUUGCAGCACAUCGGUAAACCUGUGUGCUUCGUCGGACGUGUUGAGAAGGUCCAUGAGACGGGAACGUUCACCGUCACGGACGGAGAAGGAAAAGUGGCAACAGUCGAGCUGAACGAGCCUCUUGAUGAAGAGUUGAGCGGCAUCGUGGAGGUUAUCGGCAUUGUGUCGAAUAAAGGAGUUUUAACGGCCACCUCGUACACCAUGUUUCGAGAGGACCGAGGAAUUCCCUUUGAUUUGGAGCUGUAUAACGACGCCCUGAAGGUCAUCCAUGACUUCCCCCAACAUUACCCCUUUGAAUUGACUGCAAGUGGGUGAACAGCCACCAAAGUCCAUUCAUUAAAGUCUGUUGUCCAAGACCUUAAGUUGAUGUACCUUUAUGUUGAUUUAAAAAAUAAUAAUGUGAAUAAGAAUAAUUUAUGUCAUGAACAUUUUGACAAUAAAAUUAAAAACUGAAAGACCAAA